Molecule: messenger RNA, 2996 nt
Organism: Micropterus dolomieu (smallmouth bass)
Lineage: Eukaryota; Metazoa; Chordata; Actinopteri; Centrarchiformes; Centrarchidae
Gene: pals2a
Product: protein associated with LIN7 2, MAGUK p55 family member a
Exons: 14
Coding region: 340-1998 (552 amino acids)
Cellular component (GO): cell-cell junction; plasma membrane
Molecular function (GO): protein binding
Source: RefSeq, a predicted model, not a curated record
GCAAUGUGUGUGUGGACGGGGAACUGAGGCAACGGGCUCAAGCAGGCACUAGAAAUGCAAUAACACUUAACGUUACUAUUACGCAAGUGAUCUGCGAAUUAGGAAACUCUGAAGUUAAGGGAAUAAUGAAAGUGUGACUGGGUGAUACUCAAAAAAAUAGUCCAGAGGUACCAGAUGAGUGUUUAUAGAAAACGUGGGGCUCCGUGUCGGAGCGCUGCACUGAUGAUUUGAACACAGUUUGUAGCCCUCCAGUUGCUCUGGUUUCUGUAAGCGGGCAGUUGGACGGCUGUUGACUCUGUUAAGAAGACUUUCACCGUCCCGAGGCAAGGAAUAUUAAACAUGACCGUGGCCAAUGCAAAGUCUGGCACAGCCAUGCAGCAGGUACUGGACAACCUGAAAGACCUGCCAUCAGGCACAGGAACCAAAGAUAUUGACCUCAUCUUCCUCAGAGGCAUCAUGGAGAGCCCCAUUGUCCGCUCCCUCGCCAAGGCCCAUGAGCGUCUUGAGGAAGUUCAGUUACAAGCUGUACAGGAUAAUAAUGUUCAGCUGGUCACAGAGAUCCUGGAUUCCCUCAAUAAACUGCCAGAAAAAGAUGCUGCCACUGCUGAGCUUGUCAAACUUCUUCAGGAGCCUCACUUCAAGUCUUUGAUAGAGGCUCAUGACAAAGUGGCUGCAAAGUGCUAUGAAAUGCCCCACGCUGCGGCGAACAGCGAUGCCUCAUUGACGAGUUCACUCAUGCCAGCUGAUGCUGUCAGGAUGAUUGGCAUCCAGAAGAAAGCUGGGGAACCACUGGGGGUGACGUUCCGUGUGGAGCGGGGGGAGAUGGUGAUAGCGCGGAUCUUGCACGGAAGCUCAAUUGACAGGCAGGGCAUGCUGCACACAGGGGACAUAAUCCGUGAGGUCAAUGGUCGUGAGGUCGGUCGCAACCCCCUUGAACUCCAGGAGCAGUUGAGGGACUGCAGCGGGAGCAUCACACUCAAGGUCCUGCCCAGCUACAGAGACACACCGGCAUCUCCACAGGUUUAUCUGAAGCCACACUUUAACUAUAAUCCGGCCACAGACAACUUGAUCCCCUGUAAAGAGGCAGGCCUGGCCUUUUCCAAGGGAGAAAUCCUUCACGUUGUCAACAAGGAGGACCCCAACUGGUGGCAGGCAUGCAAAAUUGUUGGUGGAGCCGCUGGUCUCAUCCCCAGUCAGUUCUUGGAGGAGAAGAGGAAAGCUUUCGUGAGAAGAGACUGGGAUACUUCCGGUACAGGGAUGCUCUGCGGAACUCAAACUGCAAAGAAAAAGAAGAAAAAAAUGAUGUACCUCACUUCAAAGAAUGCAGAAUUUGACCGUUAUGAGCUGCAGAUCUAUGAGGAAGUAACCAAGAUGCCGCCGUUCCAGAGGAAAACACUGAUUCUAAUUGGAGCCCAGGGUGUUGGGAGGCGGAGUCUGAAGAAUAGACUUAUUGUCAUGAACCCCCUGCGAUAUGGCACCACUGUACCCUUCACGUCACGCCGUCCGAGGGAAGAGGAGAGAGAUGGCCAGAACUACUGCUUUGUGACGCGAGAGGAGAUGGAGAAGGACAUCAAGGAGAGCCGAUAUCUGGAGCACGGAGAGUAUGAUGGCAACCUUUAUGGCACCAAGAUUGACUCUAUACAUGAAGUGGUGCAUGCAGGCCGUACCUGCAUCCUGGACGUCAACCCUCAGGCCCUGAAAGUGUUAAAGACUGCUGAAUUUAUGCCAUUUGUGGUGUUUAUUGCUGCUCCUGAACUGGACACACUUAGAGCUAUGCACAAAGCUGUGAUAGAUGCUGGACUUACUACCAAACUACUCACGGAGAAUGAUUUGAAGAAGACUGUGGACGAGAGUGCCAGGAUCCGCCGGGCAUACAGCCACUACUUUGACCUGACUAUUGUCAAUGACAAUUUGGACAAGGCCUUUGACAAGCUGCAGGAGGUGGUAGAGCGUUUAUUCAUAGAGCCGCAGUGGGUUCCAGUCAGCUGGGUCUACUGAUGUUUUACCCCCUGUUGUAGAGAUGUGGCUUUCCAAGCUGCUAGGCCUGGGAUGAAAGGGGAGACCUGAAGGGAAGGGGGAUUCCACACUGUACUUCACACACGGACAAAUUGUUGAACAUCAGCCCGGUGUGAAUUUGGAUUUCGCACAAAGCUGCAGCAAAACUGAGUCACCUUGAUCUGAAUUGCCAGAUUCCUUUCUAGCACACUAUGCAACUCACAACACACAGGAAGUGUACUUAUUUAUUGGCUAAAUGUUUUUUAAAGAAUACUUUCAUUCACGCGGAUUGGAAGAAAAUACUGGCCCUUGUGUCAGUAUGUUUUAAAAGCAAAUGCAAUUUUUUUUCGUCACGUCUGUUUUUUAAAUUUACAUCAGUAUGUAAGAUAGGUUAUUUAUUCUGCAAAAAUAAGGAGGGCUUGCUCAUCGAAAAGAACGAUACCUCAGUGUCACAGUUUACAGUGCAUAUGCCUCCAGUAAUUCAUCUCAUUUAAUUACUACUGUACAAACUUACAAACUCAUUCAUGGAGAACAGUGUCAUAUUUUUAAGACUUUGUCUAUGUCUCCUCCUCAGGGCUUUAUUUAUGCCCUGGCGUCUUAGCGGUUCAAACUCAUUAAUGGGAAAUGUCACUAUUUGAUGGAAAAGUGAUACUGUAGUGUUGACCCAUUAACUGUCUUUCAUGCAAGCAUAACAGAUUACAUUAAUUAUGUUGAUUGUUUGUCAAUCAUUUGGAUUAUGAAAGUGUUUCUGACUGUUAGAGCCGUUGAUAUGGUGCUGUAUCUGUGUUUGUUUGGAAGAAAGAAAAAUAACUUUCCACAGGACUCUUGAACAGGGUACUGCAUCUCAGUGAACCAUCCCUUUUGAUGUGAUAUUACUAAAGGAUAACUGUUUUAAAGUUCAUAGUGACUUAUAAAAGUCCAUAUCGAGGUAUAGGUAUAUUUUACAAGAUUUCAGAAAAGUUGUAUUUUCAGAUGUCAAAUAAAUAACUUGUGUUUUCUAA